Molecule: messenger RNA, 1180 nt
Organism: Corticium candelabrum
Lineage: Eukaryota; Metazoa; Porifera; Homoscleromorpha; Homosclerophorida; Plakinidae
Product: purine nucleoside phosphorylase-like
Exons: 6
Coding region: 106-969 (287 amino acids)
Biological process (GO): nucleoside metabolic process
Cellular component (GO): cytoplasm
Molecular function (GO): purine-nucleoside phosphorylase activity
Source: RefSeq, a predicted model, not a curated record
UAACAACAUACGGGCUUUACAGUGCAAUAGUUCAAGCUCCCGUACUCUGCAUUGUGAAGUUCAUUAGAUUUUUAAGUUGUCACCACUCCCCUUUCAGUUGGUCAUAUGGACACCGAGAAGCCACUAACGUACGAAGACCUCCAAGCUGUAGCUGAGCACAUCAGAACGAAAACGAGCUACCGACCAACUAUCGGCAUCAUAUGUGGCUCAGGUCUGGGAGGCCUAGCAGAUAGCGUCAAGAAAGCGGACAUCUUGGAAUAUUCGACUAUCCCACAUUUUCCAGAGAGCACAGUUCCGGGUCAUGAUGGGAAGUUGGUGAUUGGUGAGCUGGAGGGGAAGCCGGUUGUUUGCAUGAAGGGAAGAUUUCAUUCGUAUGAAGGAUAUCCCAUGUGGAAGGUGACUGCUCCAGUCCGAGUGAUGGCACUACUGGGUGUGAAGACGCUCAUUGUAACAAACGCUGCCGGUGGCAUCAAUAGCACCUUCAACAAAGGUGACUUCAUGAUCAUCAAAGAUCACAUCAACAUGGUCGGUAUGGCCGGCAAGCAUCCUCUAGUCGGACCAAACAUGGACAAGUUUGGACCGCGAUUCAAUUCCAUGGAACGAGCAUACGACGCAGAACUUGGUAAACUAGUCAGAACAGUCGGCAAAGACAUCGGACUAUCGGACACAAUCAAAGAAGGCGUUUACUGCAUGGUCAGUGGUCCUUCGUAUGAAACAACAGCCGAGCUCAAGUUGCUUCAGUGUAUUGGUGCUGAUGCUGUCGGUAUGAGCACGGCACCCGAAGUCGUAGUUGCUAGACAUGCCGGUCUGCGAGUGUUGGGAAUUUCACUGAUCACCAACAUGACAAGCAUUAAUGCACAACCCGAUGACAACGUAGUAACGAAUCACGAGGAAGUCUUGGAGACCGGCAAGCAACGAGCAGAAGACUGUCAGCGUCUUGUGAAAGAAACAGUGAAACGCAUGACGUGAGACAAACGACCGAUAGUCGUCCGGGAGGGGGAGGAAUCUUCAUGAGAAACCUUGAAUGGCACGAACAUACGAAUGAGUAUGUACCCACAUCUGUCAAUGAGUUUGUAUACUGUCUUAUAAAUGGAGAGUCACACAAUGCUGGUUGAUGAAAUGAGAUUGACAGAUAGAGAGGUUGAUUGCUGAUAGCAAGGCAUACUUCACUAGCAAAUGA